This is a messenger RNA of Impatiens glandulifera, 865 nucleotides long. Its product is annotated as methyl-CpG-binding domain-containing protein 4. NCBI's taxonomy places the organism in Eukaryota, Viridiplantae, Streptophyta, Magnoliopsida, Ericales, Balsaminaceae. Bases 111 to 614 code for a protein of 167 amino acids. The transcript has 2 exons. Gene Ontology annotation, molecular function: zinc ion binding; DNA binding. The record is from RefSeq and is a predicted model, not a curated record.
UUUAGAUUUUUUAUUUUUUUUUCAAAUAACCUUAGAUCAAACAGAAAUUGCUUUUCUCUGUUUUUAUUAGUGUGUGUGAGAGAGAGUUUUCACAUCUUGCUGGUUCAGAGAUGGCGGCGGAGCAGUCGACAAUAACCAAAAAACGUCGUCGAGGUGAAGCUAUUCAUGCAGCGCAAUGUGGGGAAUGCUUUAAAUGGAGAGUGAUUACUACCCGUGAGGAGUUUGAAGAUAUAAGGAGCAAAUUGAUAGAGGACCCAUUUGUGUGCAGUAAAAAGAAAGGGGGAAGUUCUUGUGAAGAUCCAGGUGAUAUAGAGUAUGAUUCUAGCAGAAUCUGGGCAAUUGAGAAGCCAGGGUUACCUAAGACACCGGUUGGAUUUAAGAAUGAGUUAAUCAUAAGAAACAAUUUGUCAAAGUUUGAUUCUUAUUUUAUUACUCCUACUGGGGAGAAGUUGAAAGGCCCAUCUGGAAUAGCUUCAUAUCUGAAACAACAUCCUGAAUUUGAUGACAGAUUAUCUGUUUCCAACUUCAACUUUACAAACCCAAAGAUUAUGGCUGAUACUCUUUCUGAUAUUUCUCCAAAGAAGAAGAAAAAGAUUAUCAUCCCAAGAGACUAAUGAAGACAGCAGUAAUAAUUGUGAUUCUGUGACAGUUCUAACUUUUUUGAUUACCAAGUUUUAAGUUUGAAUUUUUUUGAUUCACAGUUAUCUUAUUUUGAAUGUGAGUUAUCUGUGGAUAAAUUACUUUCCCCUACUUAUAUCAUCAUCAUCUAAGUUGACAGUAUUAUUCUUACUAUGCUUUAAAAUAUACUUCAUGUAUUUCUACUCUCAUCUCAAAGUUGGGGUGGUAUUUCUAUUCAAAUAUCUAG